Molecule: messenger RNA, 6373 nt
Organism: Uloborus diversus
Lineage: Eukaryota; Metazoa; Arthropoda; Arachnida; Araneae; Uloboridae
Exons: 10
Coding region: 151-1410 (419 amino acids)
Source: RefSeq, a predicted model, not a curated record
CACGUGUCUAUGUUUAUGUUGUCUGCUUGAACUCGGAAUGUUUGUGAAGAACUAAAUAAAUGCUAUUUUUAAAGUUGAUUUUUCACAUUUACUGUUAAAACGACGAAAAUUCAUUGAAAAAAUAUAUAAUGUUGUCAAACAGCUGUAUUAAUGGCUUUCGAAUUCCAUAUGUUCAAAUUUUUGUGUUUCCAAAGUUUUGUUAUUUCGUUGCUCAUGUCUUCAAUGAAAGCUGAAUGCCCUGCUGAAUGCAACGAGGGCAACACGAAUGACAGCGCAUGUGAUGAUUCUUGGAAUCCAGACGAUUUGCCUAUGGAAAAGAAGAAGUAUUGUGAGAAGCAUUUGAAUAUUACUAUUUUGGUGCAUUUUUAUUCAUCCAAUUGCACAAAUGAAAAAUGCCUUGCUGUGAACUUCAAUGUAUUUGAUGGAUUUGAAGACUGCUAUUCCCAUUAUUAUGUUAUGCUCAUCCCGUUAAAAGAUUGUGUAGCUCUUUGUCAUCUAGUUCCAACUAAAAAUAAGUCUGCAUAUUUUAUGGAUUUGGAAGUAGGACAAUAUAAAUUACAGGUUGAACCAAAGGCUCACUCUCUCCUACGCAAACAAUUUUGUUUGGGAUAUCUCAUCAAUGUCACUAAUGAUAUAGAAGACACAGCAGAGACUGUUUUUGUAAAAAAAUUAUCAUUUGUUUCUACUGAAAUCAUUGUGUUAUCAGUUGUUGGUAUACUUUUGAUUGCUACUGGAAUUUUCAUAGUCUACAAGAGAUCAGGUGUUGUUAGAAGAAGUAACUCAGUGGUUCCAGUUUUAACAAAAGUUAAUUCAUUGAGCUCUUUCACAAAAACCAUAAAAGUUUACAUUCUGCAUUCUCAUGAUGAUGAAACAACACAGAAAGUGAAGGUUUUGAAAGAUUUUUUGUCACUGUUCUUUGAAAGCAUUCUUAUUGAAGAUGAGCUGCCAAAGAUUCUUGUCAGCAGACGAAAGUGGUUGACGGAUUUGCUGGAAUAUCAACGACUUGAUGGAAAAGAAGAAUAUACUUCUGAUAAGCGUAUAGUUAUUGUAGAGUCUGGAAAAUUUAUUAAAAACAGAGAUUUCAGAGCUGAAGAGGAUGUCAUUGAAGAUAGCAUAUUCUAUGAAACUAUCAUCUCAUUAGAUUCAGAUCGCCUUAGAACGCUUUUAGAUUACCACAAUAUUUUUGUUGUUCGGUUCGAUGACUCUGGACCAGAGAGAAACAGGCUCGAACACAUUGUACCUGGGGAGAGGUACAAAAUUCCUGAGCAUGUGAUAGACCUGUGCCUUAACAUGAGCCUUUGCAAAGAUCCCAAAUCUCAACAACUUCUCAGAAGUAGAUUCCUGGCCCUAUUUAAUAAUCACCAAGUUAAAGAUCUAAGUAGUUCUAUUCAUCAAGUUGUGCAUAUAUGAUUCAAACAAAGCAGUCAUUUUUUCUCUUUCUAUUGGCUUUUAUUCUCAGUCAAUAUGAAUCUCAUUUAUAUUGUGAUUUAAAAUAUUUACUUAUGAGCACUGCCAUGCUAAGCUCAAAUGAGGUAGUGUGAAGCAAAGGGAUGCAAGUGGACAUUUUUAAGUUUUGAGUUAAAUGCAUUUAAAGAUAAGAUUGUAUGUGGGUUUUCAUUGAAACUUUUUUUUCCAAAUCUUGCUGCAUAACAGCACCUAUCAGGGCUACUACUACCACUUCUUGCCCCAAGUCAGAGAGGCGAGGUUCACCUACCAUGUGUACUGGUUACGUCCAAAAUUUUAAUUUGCCACUUACAUUUCCUUGCUUCUCACUUCCUGAAAUGUUGUCUCUGCACUUUUUAUAAAAACAGAGUUAUUGUCUCGAGAUAGUUCUUUAUAAUAUAUUUUACCUACAUACAAUGUUUUAAAGUCAUUUGUGAAUGAAAUAAUUAAUUUUUUUUUUUUUUUUGAAAAAGUAAAAUUUGCAUCAAAUAUAUGUAGGCAUCAAACAUUAAAAUGCUGUUUCUCAUUUUGAGCUCAGCUGCAAAUAAGACUUUGCUUAGCACAGCAGUAUAAAUAGUGUAGUAAAAGUUAUUUUGUCUUCAAACACAUCUUGUAUUGCUCAGCAUUUAAGUAUUUUUCCCAUCGUGUUCAGGGAUUAAAAAGUUAUUAAGGCAGAUAACAGGCAAGUUUUAAGGAACCUGUAAUAAGCUGACUUUUUGGACAAUGUGAAAAAGCUCAUAUAUGUAAAUGUUUGAAAAAAGCACAUUACUUUGUGGUGCCAUUUAAUUUAACUUAAACAUGUGUUUGCUGUUAUAAAAACAUUGCUUUAUUUAGGAAAAUAACAUGAGACAUAUGGACACUACAAGUGGUCUCUUAGCAUCCCUAGCAGCAAAAUUUUGGCGGCAUGUGAAGACCAUCAUUAGAAAUUAUUAGAGAUAUGGGGAAAAGUCAGAAUUAAAGUUGCUUGCUCAUUUUAGUAGAAAAUUGCAAUUUAUGUGCAUGAAUAACCCAAGAGAAAAGUAGAUAACAGUUUCUAGAAGUCGAUGAUAGUUCCCUUCUGCUGUUGUUUCGGUUUUUCUCUCAAAACUUUCUCUCUUAAGACCUUGAGACCCCCACAAAACCUGAGGGCUCUCGUGUGCCCUCUUAAAAAUCUGGUGUAGGCAGUCAGGUGUGAUCUACGUCUGAGUUUGAAGGAUUCACCCAGACAUUUUGCAAAGUGCCAUUUUCUAUUAAACUCAAUUUUUGCCUUGGUGGAAAUCUCACAAAAGGUAUUUCACCAGGAGGACUCACACCCUCCUCAGCAGCAGACCUAGCCAGGGAGUCUGCUCGUUCAUUGCCUUCAACACCGACAUGUGAAGUAAUCCACUGGAAAUGAAUGCUGUGUCUGGGCGAAAGUUUUUGAAGAAGAUUCAAGACGUCCAAACUAGUCUGAUCACCAACCAAAUCCCAAUUAUAGAGAUGCUGAAUCAAGGCACGACUAUCAGUCAAAACCCAGAUAUCCUGGUACCUAUCCUCCAUCUGAGCAGCACAAUGCAAGCCUUUCCUGAUAACAACAAGCUCCGAUCUUAACACUGAGCAAAAAUCUGGGUUUUAAUUUUGAGUUCCGAAGCUCCAGUAGGAAUAGAAAUGUACAUUCCACUCCUGAAAUUGCCCCAUCACCCCUGCUACCAUCUGUAUAAAUCUUCAAAGAAGAAUGGAAUUUCAUGGAUGGUCUCCAGAGCCAAUUGUUUAACAAGUGCCGGAAUCUGUUUUUCGUCACACUGGUCAUGAGUUUAUCAUGGAAAGGAAUUCCAUCGAGUUCUAAACUAGCUCCUGGGGAACUCAAGAAGUGGGGUUCCGCAGCGGAAGAAGGUAGGUUCAGUGUUUUUGCAAAGAAAAACGGGCUGUGUUUCUUCAAGCGCUGAUUAUCAAUCCAUGCAUGAAGGUAAGUGGAAGUCCUAUGUUGAGCAUUGUAACUAUAUAACUUGUUGAAGUAUUUUGUGAGGCAGUAAAUUCUUCUCCAUGAAAGAGACUGCAAGUUACUCUCGAAGAGCACAAAUUUUUCAAACUGAAAGAUGUUAAUGGGUUAAAUUUUUGCAUGGAAAGCAGGAAGAGGGGUCAUUGCUGUUCAAAUCUUAAGCUAACCUGGAAAUUAGGAAAAAAUUUUAUUUUUCAGUAGGGGCACAGCUCACCGGAAGAAGGGGUAAUGGGUAAGGGGGUGGAUAGCUUUAAAAGGGUCAUUGAUCUUCAUUGGGUACUAAUAAACUGACUAGGACCAGCAUAGCUGGACCCAGAGCCUGUUGCUGGUUGUGACAUUUGUAUUUGUAACUAUAUUUAUAGUCAAUGUGAACAAUCUUUGGAGUGUACUACUUAAUCAACAAUAUUGAGGAAUUUUCUUAUUAACUUUUUUCUCCUAUCUCUAAUCGCUUCUUUGAGAUAAAAUUAUCAAGCUGCAUAUUUUGCUGCUAGAAAUACCGUGAGGAAUCUCAAUGUGUUAAGUUGCAUACUUAGUGUGAGUAAUGGAAAAAAUAUAUAUAUUUUUAAAAUGUGUCAGCAAUUUUACCUAUUCUUACUGUGGCAAUUUCUGCCUUUUUUUAUAUUUUUAAAAUAUCUUUUGAAUUUCUGUCUUUAUUUGUGUGAUUGCUCAAGAAGUCAUGUGAGUCUCAUUUAUAUCAUUCCUUUUUUAUAUUAUUAUUUUUUAUUUUUAGAAUAGAUUUCCAUUGUGACAAAUCAUCCAGAAGCAUUGUUCAUUGGGAGUAUAUUACUGAUUGGGUACAUUUACAUAUUUAAGUCAGGACUGUAAUCUUCAAAGUUACACAACUCUACCAUUACUGUGGAAUCAAAGUUGGAUUCCCACUGAUUUAUGGGGUAAAGGAGUCGGAGGCUGUAAAAUUUCCAGAGUCAGUCAGUCAUUUUCCCUCCAGGAGUGAAAGUUUUCAGUCUUUUGAUGGCUUUGAGGUCUGUUUAAAAAAAAAAAUGAAACAGAGACGGAACAAAAUAAAAAUUAAGAAGUAAAAUAUCUAAAUAAUCUAAAUGAGUUAAAUGUGGAGAAAAUUUAGACAACUGAGUUUUUUCAUGUAAUUUGUAUGAUUUAAAUAAAGACCUAAUGAUACAAAAUAAGUUAUUCUUGAUCUAAGUGAGAAAAUUAGUUAUAUCUUCAUUUCUUAAGCAAUCAUAAUAGUUCUUCAGUAUAAUUAUUUAUACCUUCUAUUUUAGAACACUUUUUGUGGAAAAUUCGUUUUUAUGAAGCUCUGUAUUCAAUCCUUUUAUUUACUUAAUAGUUAAAUUUGGGGCACACCCUCUUUUUUAUUUUGAAAAUUUCUGUCUUAGGAAUUUCCCCAACUUUUACCAGUUUCCCUCCGUUUUGCCAGCCCUUUUUAAAAGAUGAAUUCUCUUUCAAAAUGAAAUGAUGGUCUGGCUCUAAGCGCACAAGUCACUGAUCUCAAUUUAUGUUGACCCCCCCCCCCCCUUUAAUGUAAACAUCAAGGAGGUACAAUUCAUAUGAUCUUUUCUUGUUAUUCAAAAGUUGCACUUAAGUACCAGAAUGUUUGAAUAACAUUUUUAUAUUGCUGUUCAUACUUUGCAUUGUUUUGUAUUGUUUGUUUUCUUGAAUAUUAUUUUUAAUUUUCAGUAUCAUAUUUUCAUCUUCCUUUUCAAAACUUAUAUUUUUAGCAUCUGGUUUGCCAUAGUAAAUUAUUCAUGAAUUAUGGAAUUUAACUGUACCAUGUAGGUAAUAAAAAAUUUGACUAUUGUGCAUAUGUAAUGUGAGUGCCAAAAGAAAAAAGGAAGCAAUCGGAUAGUGCAAUAUGUACAGCUAGAUAGCAAUAUAUUUUCAUAAUUUUGUGUCAAAUUGUGUUACUAGUAUUAUUUCUGACUGAUUGAAGACAAACAUUGUAGAGUAUACUUAGUUGUCAUACUGAUGAGAUCUCAGAUUUUGUUCAUACAACAUUCCCUGAAUAUUUCUCUAGCAAAAAGUGCUAUUGAGAUGUCCAUAAAUGAUAUCACCUUUUUUUUUCUCGAAAAUUUGACUCACCUCUCCACCUUGUGUCACACUUUGCCUUAUUCCCCCCCCCCUUUAUCACCUAUUACGCUAUUUUUCAAAUCAUAUUGUUAUUAAAAAAUGUGUGAUGUCACACUUCUUGUCUCUCCAUCUUGUCACAAACUCAUAAUUUUACAACCACCCCCCCCUCCCCCUGGGCAUCCUGUGGGACAUCAUUUGUGGACUGUAUCUAAGAUGUUUGAAAAACAAGAAAACUGAUACUUAAUUAAAAACUAAGAAAUAAGGUCCGGUAGGAAAAAAUGUGGUUGAUUUUUUUUUAACUCUAUUGAAAAAAAAAAAUUGAAGGAGCCUGUGGCACACUCUGGCAAGAGGGUCAUUAGCUAUAAUUCUAAGACCAUGGCAUUAGCUGUAAUUCUAACAUAACUACAGUAAGUUCUAGAGAACUCAAAGUCCCAAGGGACCGGCUAAAAUGUUCGAGCUAUUGGUAGUUCGAGUUAUGGGAAGUUUCCACAACAGUCUCAAGAGUUUGGGACUGGAUAAAAACUUCGAGAUAAAGGAAUGUUCGAGUUAUCAAGGUCCGACUGUAUAUAUUUUUAAAAUAUUUUUAGAAAAAGAAAUGUUAGAAAAAGAUGCUUAAAUCAUCAAAGUAUUUUAAUACUCUUGUAACUUAUUAAUCUCAUUAGUGUUUUAUGAAUUACGGAGUCUUUUUAGAUGCUGCAAAGCCUUAAUAGUAAUUUUUUUCAAAUUAAAACUAUACAUGGCUGAGAUGCAAUAAAAAUUUUGAUCUGUAUAGAAUUCAGACUCUUCUUGUAAAAGAAAUGAUAUUUUCUUGCAGUUGUUGAGUUGUGAAGGUUUUGCUACUAUUCUAUGUUUAUGUGUAAUUUUUAAAUUUUAUAUGAAGAGGUUUUUUUUUAAAUAAUGUUAAGAAAUACUGUACUAACAAAUCAUAUC